AUGGCUCAGGCGCCGCGCGAUGCGUUGGACCGCAUAUUCCAGGACUUGAAGUCGCGGCACGACGAAACAAGGCUGAAAGCUGCCUACAGUCUCCGACAGAACGUAGAAGCCGCUCACAGAGAGCUUCCACCAGGCCAGUUCGCCGGCUACUACAACGAUGUCACUCAACGCGUAUCGGCCCUUGUGGUACAGGGCAGCGACACAAACGAACGGGUCGGCGGCAUACACGCGCUCAACCAGCUCAUCGACUUCAAAGGCGAUGAUGCGGGUCAAAAGACGACACGGUUCGCGAGUUAUCUGCGCGCAGUAUCUCGCGGCAACGACACGACCGCCAUGAUCUUCGCUUCCCGAGCCCUCGGGAGACUCGCAAAACCCGGCGGCACACUUACAGCAGAGCUGGUCGAAGCGGAGGUUAAGAGCGCAUUGGAAUGGCUGCAGAUGGAUCGCCAGGAACAGCGCCGUUUUGCCGCCGUCCUCAACCUCAGAGAGCUUGCGCGGAACUCGCCGACUCUGAUGUAUUCGUGGGUUCCGCAGAUCCUGGAAGUAAUCUGGGUGGCCCUUCGGGACCCAAAAGUCUUGAUCCGGGAAUCGGCAGCUGAGACUAUGAGCGCAUGCUUCGAGAUUAUCGCCGCUCGCGAGUCGCAGGCAAGACUGCAGUGGCUAUCACGCGUAUGGGAAGAGGUUCUGCGAGGGUUCCAGCAAAAUACCGUCGACACUAUCCAUGGAUCACUUCUAGCGCUGAGGGAGCUGCUGCAGAAAGGCGGCAUGUUUAUGAAUGGACCUCGCUACAAAGAGUCAUGCGACAUCGCGUUACGCUACAAAGAUCAUCGGGACGGUUUGAUCCGACGAGAGGUUGUCAACCUUAUGCCUGUCAUUGCAGCAUAUGCGCCUCAAUCUUUCGCAAGCAGUUACAUCCACAUGUACAUUAUGCAUCUACAAGGUCUCGUGAAACGAGACAAAGACAGAGGGCCAGCAUACAUUGCAAUCGGUAAGAUUGCAAACGCGAUUGGCAGUGAGAUUGGCGAGUAUCUAGAAGGUCUCGUGCAUCUCAUUCGAGAGGGACUGCUUGCGAAGACACGAGUCAAGACCUCGAACGAAGCGCCUGUCUUUGAGUGCCUUAGCAUGGUAUCAAUCGCCGUGGGGCAAGCGUUGAGCAAGCACGUCCAUAGCCUCCUCGACCCGAUCUUUGCUUGUCCUCUGAGCGACUCACUGACGCAAGCGCUUGUUGACAUGGCUCACUACGUCCCGCCUUCGAAGCCAGUAAUUCAGGAACGUCUCUUGAAUAUGCUAAGUCAAGUUUUAUGUGGCCGUCCUUUCAUGCCACUUGGAAGUCCCUAUUUGAGUAGCUCCCCUCCGCAGAUCUGGACACGAGAUCACAAAGACCCGCAGCAGAUUGCUCCGAGAGAAGCGGAGGUAGCUCUAGCGCUUCAGACUCUAGGAAGCUUCGACUUUUCUGGCCACGUUCUAAACGAGUUCGUUCGGGAUGUCGCCAUUCGAUACGUGGAGGCCGAUAACCCCGAGAUACGGAAGGCUGCUGCACUUACCUGUUGCCAGCUGUUCGUACGCGACCCUAUCGUACAUCAGACAAGUCAGCAUGCGAUACAAGUCGUUGGCGACGUUAUCGAGAGGCUUUUGACUGUCGGGGUUGCUGACAAUGUAGAUCCUGAGAUACGCCUGACCGUCCUACUCUCCUUGGACGCUCGGUUUGAUCGUCACCUUGGUAAAGCCGAGAAUGUCCGAACACUUUUCCUAGCUCUCAAUGAUGAGGUCUUUGCUGUCCGCGAGGCAGCUAUGGCCAUCAUCGGCCGCCUUACUUCAGUGAAUCCCGCAUACGUCUUCCCAUCUUUGCGGAAAGUACUUAUUCAACUCUUGACGGAAGUGGAAUAUUCCAAUAGCCCGCGUAACAAGGAAGAGAGUGCAAAACUCAUCGGCCAUCUGGUCAGAGCAUCGUCUAAGCUUCUAAAAACAUACGUUGACCCAAUUGUCACUGUUUUACUACCGAAAGCUCGAGAUCUCAAUCCAGACGUGGCUUCUACUACUCUAACAGCAAUUGGCGAUCUGGCAGCUGUGGGUGGGGAGGACAUGAGGCGGUACAUCCCUGACCUUAUGAGCAUCAUCAUCGAGAACCUUCAGGACUUGAGCUCGGACAGCAAGCGCAUGGCCGCGUUACGAACUUUGGGUCACCUGGCUACGAACGCUGGAUACGUGAUCGAACCUUACAAAGACCAUCCGGAACUCUUGACUUUGUUGAUUAAUAUUGUCAAGACAGAGCAAGCGACACCCUUGCGACGAGAAACGGUGCGGUUAAUGGGUAUCUUGGGCGCACUGGAUCCGGAUGAACAUCAGAAAAUUGUUGAGAAGUCCCCUGAGAGUAAUCUCGUUGCAGAAGCGCAAGCAAUCACAGACGUGUCACUCAUCAUGAGCGGGAUAACUCCAUCAAACGACGAGUACUAUCCGACUGUUGUGAUCAACACCCUCAUGGGCCUGCUGAAAGAUACGUCCCUAGUUCAGUACCACUCUUCGGUGGUCGACGCAGUCAUGAACAUCUACGCUACAAUGGGCAUGAAGUGCGUACCAUUUCUUGGCCAGGUGGUGCCAGGAUUUGUGUCAGUCAUCCAGGGCGCUCCGUCGGGCCGUGUCGAAGGGUACUUCAACCAACUCAGUCAGCUUGUCAAGAUUGUACGACAGCACAUUCGACCAUUUCUCCCGAUGAUUCUCGAAACAAUCCAAGACUUCUGGAGCACAGGCACUCAGCUCCAAGCGACCAUUCUUUCUCUGAUCGAGGCUAUUGCAAUGUCACUCGAGGGAGAGUUCAAGGUCUAUCUGGCUAGUGUCCUGCCCUUGAUGCUAGGUGUCCUGGACCAAGACACUUCUAGCAGGCGUUUGCCGUCUGAAAGGGUGUUACACGCUUUCCUUGUGUUUGGAUCCAGCGCGGAAGAGUACAUGCAUCUAAUAAUCCCCGUCAUUGUCCGGAUGUUUGAAAAGCCAGGCCAGCCUUCGAGCAUUCGAAAGCAAGCUAUUGAAACCUUGGGACGUCUCUCGAAGCAGGUGAACAUCUCGGAAUUUGCAGCAAGAAUUGUUCACCCCUUGACUCGAGUUCUCGCUGGCAGCGACGUGGCACUCAAGCAGACUGCUCUUGAGACGCUUUGCGCAUUGAUUUUCCAGCUCGGUCCAGAUUACAUCCACUUUAUCCCGACGGUUAACAAGAUACUGGAGACGCACAAGAUCCCUCACGCCAACUACAGACUCAUAGUAAGCAAGCUUCAGAAGGGCGAGCCUCUUCCUCAGGAUCUAAGCCCGGAUGAGCGAUACGGCGAUGAUGGUCAAGAUCAACCGUUAGCAGACGUCUCCAGCAAGAAGCUUGCUUGCAACCAGCAACACUUAAAGAACGCAUGGGAAGCGUCGCAGAAAUCAACACGCGAGGACUGGAUCGAAUGGAUGCGACGAUUUAGCGUGGAGCUUCUAAGAGAGUCUCCGCAGCAAGCGCUCCGUGCUUGCACACCACUGGCGAGCAUCUACAGUCCUAUCGCAAAGAGUCUCUUUAAUUCCGCUUUUGUCUCGUGCUGGACAGAGCUAUACGAUCAGUAUCAGGAAGAGCUUGUUCGCGCCAUUGAAACAGCACUCACAUCGCCUAACAUACCUCCGGAAAUUCUGCAAAUCUUGCUGAACCUGGCCGAGUUCAUGGAGCACGACGAUAAGGCGCUCCCAAUCGACGUUCGGAUGUUGGGCAUGUAUGCUGCCAAAUGCCAUGCGUUUGCAAAAGCUCUCCACUACAAGGAGCUGGAGUUCAACGCUGAACAGAAUGCAAGCGCUGUCGAAGCUUUGAUCAGCAUCAACAACCAGCUUCAACAAACCGAUGCGGCUUUUGGCAUCUUGCGCAAGGCACAGAGCUACCAGGAUGUCGAGCUGAAGGAGACUUGGUUCGAAAAGCUGUACCGCUGGGAAGAAGCGCUGCAAGCGUACCAGCGGCGCGAGAAAGACGAGCCUGACUCCUUUGAAAUCACGAUUGGCAAGAUGAGGUGUCUGCAUGCUCUUGGCGAGUGGGAUGUCCUUUCAUCUCUCGCGCAGGACAAAUGGAUACAUGCGUCCACGGAGUACCGCAAAGUGAUCGCGCCGCUUGCUGCAGCCGCCGCCUGGGGCCUAGGCCAGUGGGAGCUUAUGGACAACUACCUUUCGGUCAUGAAGCCAGACUCGCCGGACAGAUCCUUCUUCGGCGCUAUCCUAUCUCUGCACCGCAACCAGUUCGAUGACGCUCACUUGCACAUCGAGAAGGCACGAGAAGGUCUCGACAAUGAAUUGAGCGCGGUCUUGGGCGAGUCAUACACCCGAGCUUACCUACCAAUCCUGAGAGUGCAGAUGCUUGCGGAGCUUGAGGAGAUUAUCUCGUACAAGCAGAACCAGAACAACCCGGAAAAGCAAGCAAGUAUGCGACAGACCUGGAUGAAGCGCCUGCGAGGGUGCCAGCCAAACCCUGAGGUAUGGCAACGGAUGCUCAAGGUCCGCGCACUCGUCAUCUCGCCGAGAGACAACAUGGAGAUGUGGAUCAAGUUCACAAAUCUCUGCCGCAAGAACCAGCGAGGUGGCCUGGCGGAGAAAUCCUUACACGCCCUUCUUGGCACGAAUGAAGACAUCAUCCCAUACAUCAAGUCAAAUGCAACGGAGAUUCCGCCUCAGAUAUCAUACGCCGUCUUCAAGUUCAUGUGGUCUUCUGGACACCAGCAGGACGCUCUGGCUGUGCUCAAAGAUUUCACUGCGAAGGUAGCCGAUGACCUCCAGAUUCGAGCACGGGAAGCAAGCAUGAACGGCGCAGCCAUAACGAAUGGCGUUAACGGGGUACACGGCGUAAACGGCAUUAACGGAACGAAUGGCAUCAACGGCACGAACGGUCCGCACAUGCUCAAUGGACUCUCCAACCAGAUGACAUCACCAAAGGACCUGGCAGAGUACCACAGGCUCCUGGCGAAAUGUUACCUUAAGCAAGGCGAUUGGCAGACGUUCUUGCAGGGUGGUGACUGGCAGAACGAGCACGUGCACGAGAUUCUGGCGUCUUACGCGGCUGCAACGCGAUAUAACCAGAAUUGGUACAAGGCAUGGCAUGCCUGGGCCCUUGCGAACUUUGAAGUGGUCAACUCGAUCACCGCUCAAGGUGAACGAGGAUCAGCGGAUCUUCCUCCAGCAAUGGUCCAUGACCAUAUUGUCCCAGCUGUCCACGGCUUCUUCAAGUCCAUUGCCCUAUCUUCGACCAGCUCCCUCCAGGAUACAUUGCGGCUGCUUACCCUAUGGUUUGCUCAUGGAGGUCACCACGAGGUCAACAACGCCGUUACUGAGGGUAUUGGCACCGUGAGCAUCGACACUUGGCUAGAGGUGAUACCGCAGCUGCUUGCUCGUAUCAACCAACCGAACGCCAGAGUACGGCAGUCUAUCCACAACCUUCUUUGCGAAGUUGGUCGAGCGCAUCCGCAGGCCCUGGUAUUCCCGUUGACCGUCUCGAUGAAGUCAGAUCUAUCGCGCCGUUCGCGCUCCGCUUCGCAGCUCAUGGAGGCUAUGCGUCAACAUUCGCCAAAACUUGUGGAGCAGGCCGACGUCGUAAGCCAUGAACUGAUCCGGAUAGCAGUCUUAUGGCACGAGCAAUGGCAUGAGGCGUUGGAAGAAGCGUCUCGUUUGUACUUUGGUGAUCACAACAUCGAAGGCAUGCUCGCGACGCUUGCACCUCUGCACGCGAUGCUCGACAACGGACCGGAGACUCUGCGCGAGAUUUCCUUCAUUCAGUCUUUUGGCAGAGAGCUUCAAGAGGCCCGGGACUGGUGUCAGACUUUCAAGAAUUCCGGUGAAGUAGGUGAUCUCAACCAGGCGUGGGACCUCUACUAUCAAGUCUUCCGCAAGAUUGCUCGCCAGCUUCCUUCUCUUAUGACGCUGGAAAUGCAGUAUGUCUCGCCUAAGUUGAAGAGUAUUCACGACCUCGAGCUAGCCGUGCCCGGAACCUACAAGAGCGGCAAACCAGUCAUCCGGAUCGCCUCGUUUGACCCGGUGGCAACUGUCAUUCAGUCUAAGCAGCGGCCCAGAAAACUAGUGCUUAAGGGCAGUGAUGGUGUCAGCUAUAUGUAUGUUGUCAAGGGCCACGAGGAUAUCCGCCAGGACGAGCGCGUCAUGCAACUCUUCGGGCUCAUCAAUACUCUUCUUGCGAAUGACACGGAGAGCCGGAAGCGUCAUCUCAACAUCCAGCAGUACCCAGCAAUACCGCUGUCAACGCAAUCAGGUCUCCUUGGUUGGGUACCGAACAGUGACACACUGCACGUACUCAUCCGAGAAUAUCGUGAGAGCCGCAAGAUUCUCCUGAAUAUCGAGCAUCGUAUCAUGCUGCAGAUGGCGCCAGAUUACGACAGCCUGACCCUCAUGCAGAAGGUCGAAGUCUUCGGCUAUGCGCUGGACAACACAACCGGACAAGAUCUCUACCGCGUACUGUGGCUCAAGAGCAAGAGCUCGGAAGCCUGGCUUGACCGACGAACCAACUACACCAGGUCGUUGGCGGUGAUGUCCAUGGUCGGCUACAUCCUUGGUCUCGGAGACCGACACCCGUCCAACCUCAUGCUGGACAAGAUCACCGGAAAGAUCAUCCAUAUCGAUUUCGGCGACUGCUUCGAAGUGGCCAUGCAUCGCGAGAAGUACCCCGAGCGGGUGCCUUUCCGCCUAACGCGGAUGUUGACGUAUGCGAUGGAGGUCAGCAACAUUGAAGGAAGCUACCGUACCACAUGCGAGCACGUCAUGCGCGUUCUGCGCGACAACAAGGAAUCCGUGAUGGCGGUGCUCGAAGCCUUCAUACACGACCCACUCUUGACCUGGCGCCUCGGCAACCGCGAAUCCCCUCCCGAACCCUCCUUCCCCUCCGAACGCCGCGCCUCCAUCAUCGGCAUGCCGUCAACGGACCCCGACCGCCCGGACAACUCGUUCCAGCGGCCGCGCAACCGCUCCACGGCCUACCAGGCCAAUGAUCCCGAGGCGAAGGAGGUGCAGAAUGCGCGUGCGCUGCAGGUGCUGUCGAGGGUCAAGGAGAAGCUGACGGGGAGGGACUUCAAGCCGAAUGAGGAGUUGGGCAUCGAGCCCCAGGUUGAUAGGCUUAUCAGGGAGGCGACGAAUUUGGAGAAUCUGUGCCAGCAUUAUAUCGGGUGGUGCAGCUUUUGGUGA
This is a messenger RNA of Coniosporium apollinis CBS 100218, 7182 nucleotides long. RefSeq names its product FKBP12-rapamycin complex-associated protein. Gene Ontology annotation, molecular function: protein binding; protein-containing complex binding; protein serine/threonine kinase activity. The transcript has 8 exons. The record is from RefSeq and is a predicted model, not a curated record. Lineage: Eukaryota; Fungi; Ascomycota; Dothideomycetes. Gene Ontology annotation, cellular component: TORC2 complex; nucleus; TORC1 complex. The coding region runs from base 1 to 7182 and encodes 2393 amino acids. Gene Ontology annotation, biological process: negative regulation of macroautophagy; TOR signaling; protein phosphorylation.